Molecule: messenger RNA, 1138 nt
Organism: Carassius carassius (crucian carp)
Lineage: Eukaryota; Metazoa; Chordata; Actinopteri; Cypriniformes; Cyprinidae
Exons: 3
Coding region: 175-834 (219 amino acids)
Source: RefSeq, a predicted model, not a curated record
CUCUAUCUGACGCAAGUCUCGAGGCUCCACAUAACGCUGGGUAAAUUGUGCCAUUAAAGUUCUGGCUCUGGAGUUGCUCAACCCCUCUCUCAGCACCCAAAAGUGAUUUUAGUCGGCGUUAAUCGUAAGGACUGCAUUUAAAAGGACCACGAGAGUCCCAAAAGAAAGUGUGCGAUGGCUUCGACUCCCUCCGCUUCAGCCCUGUCAGCUGUUCUCCGGUGUCAGGGGAAUAUCCUCGCCCGAAAACAGGCGAGCAAGAAGCGGCCUCCCGCCUCAGUGUACGGGCUCGGGGUGACAUGUGGAGGAGACUCGGUCAAAUCUUAUUUUCGCUCUCUUUGGGGAUUCAUAUUUCACAGGGAGCGAGUGGAGAUUCCCGGAGUUUUGUCCAUUUCAGCGCGAUUUGAAACGGGUUGUUCUGGUAAAUCUUCGAGAGGAAAUAGUGAAUCCAAAGAUCUUCUGGUCAAAAGCUCCCUAAAGACUGACAACAAAAUGUUAACUAUGAAAGUAUCAAGUGAACCAAAUCAAUUGCCAAAGACGAAACUGACGUCGGAUAAUACUUUUGCUUUUAAAUCCCAACGUUACAGUGUUUUAUCCAUCAACAGCCUGGUUCUUCGACUAGAUGGCUCUUAUUUACGAAAACUAAACUCAGAUUAUCCAUGCACUUGCUGUAUUUGUAUAGUUUGCGCCCGGAUGUCAGACAGUGUGCGGAAACUUGGAAGUGGCUGGAACCAGCUUCAUCCGGAUUGUGAUAAGUUUAGUGGAUAUGUCAAAUGUACUUCUGAACAUCAUGAGGAUCGACCUAAGACACUGGAAGGAACUGAACCUGGGGAAUGAGUCGUCUUCUAGAGACUGUGGAUGGCAUGCACUUCACACAAAUGCACUUUCAUAGAUAGAUCGAAUGAUUGAUUGAUAGACAGAAAUAUAGAUACAUGUGAAUGCAUAGAAUGUCAGUAAUUGUAGUCUUAUGUUCUUUCAUGUGCUGUCUUGUUCACUUCAGCUUUAUGGGAUGUAUUGUAUUGUUUUAUACACUGUCUACUUGAUUUUGCACUGUUAUUGCCAGCCAAAGUUUCCCUUUGGAGUAAGAAACUAUUAUUACUAUACAAGCUGCUGACUAUCUUCAGCUUUUCUAAUCUGGUAA